Messenger RNA from Striga hermonthica, 1434 nucleotides. NCBI's taxonomy places the organism in Eukaryota, Viridiplantae, Streptophyta, Magnoliopsida, Lamiales, Orobanchaceae. The record is from the annotation of a GenBank genome assembly.
AUGUCCAGUCGCAAUGGUCAUCACAACACGACGGCAGCGCGACGCCCGCCCUAUUGCUCGGCUCAGGCCUUCUGUUUGGAUCUUUUGCAUGUGGGCUUGUCGCGGCUGGGCCUGUUGGGCCGAUCGCGCCUUUUAGGCCUGUCGUGGUCGAGCCUAUUAGUCCGCCGUGCUCUGACUUCGAGGAUCCCGGCAAUCAUGGCUUCCGAGUCAUCCGCCGCCGCGGCCGUAACUCGGCCUCAGCCCAUUUCCACUCAGAGCGGCGCUCCUCAGCCGGUCCAGGUUGCAAAGCGGCUAGAAAAGUUCAAAACGACAAUCUUCACCCAAAUGAGCAGCCUAGCCAUCAAGCACAAUGCCAUCAAUCUUGGGCAGGGAUUCCCCAAUUUCGACGGCCCGGAUUUCGUCAAGGAGGCCGCCAUCCAAGCCAUCCGGGACGGCAAAAACCAGUACGCUCGAGGCUGUGGAGUCCCCGACCUGAACCUAGCCAUUGCCAACCGUUUCAAGAAAGACUCAGGCCUCUCGGUUGACCCCGAGAAGGAGGUCACGGUCACCUCCGGCUGCACGGAGGCAAUUGCCGCCACAAUCCUCGGGUUAAUAAACCCUGGGGACGAAGUCGUCCUUUUCGCCCCCUUCUACGACUCGUACGAGGCCACACUAUCCAUGGCCGGCGCCCAAAUAAAACCAAUCACCCUAAAACCCCCAAACUUCUCCCUCCCGAUCGACGAGUUAAAAUCGACCGUUUCGAACAAAACGCGCGCGAUCCUAAUGAACACCCCCCACAACCCGACAGGCAAAAUGUUCACGCGCGAGGAGCUCGACGAGAUCUCGUCCCUCUGCAUCGAGCACGACGUGCUCGUUUUCUCGGACGAGGUUUACGACAAGUUGGCUUUCGAGAUGGAUCACGUCUCGAUCGCGUCACUCCCCGGGAUGUACGAGCGGACGGUGACCAUGAACUCUCUAGGGAAGACUUUCUCGUUAACGGGCUGGAAGAUCGGGUGGGCCGUAGCCCCGGCCCAUUUGACAUGGGGAGUGAGGCAGGCCCAUUCUUACAUGACCUUCGCAACCUCGACACCUAUGCAGCAUGCUGCAGCUGCGGCCCUAAAUGCCCCCGACUCAUAUUACGAUGAGCUGAGGAGGGAUUACUUGGCGAAGAAGGAGAUUCUGGUGGAGGGAUUAAAGGGAGUGGGUUUUGAGGUAUACCCGUCGAGCGGGACAUACUUUGUGGUGGUGGACCACACGCCGUUUGGGCUGGAGGAUGACGUGGCGUUCUGUGAGUACUUGAUCAAGGAGGUUGGGGUUGUGGCUAUACCCACGAGCGUGUUCUAUUUGGAUCCCGAGGAAGGGAAGAAUCUGGUGAGGUUCACCUUUUGUAAGGAUGAAGGGACACUCAGGGCUGCGGUCGAGAGGAUGAAGGCCAAGCUGGUGGUGAAGAAAUGA